Drosophila miranda is the source of this 1375-nucleotide messenger RNA. RefSeq names its product transcription initiation factor TFIID subunit 5-like. The transcript has 3 exons. Gene Ontology annotation, molecular function: protein binding; RNA polymerase II general transcription initiation factor activity. Lineage: Eukaryota; Metazoa; Arthropoda; Insecta; Diptera; Drosophilidae. The record is from RefSeq and is a predicted model, not a curated record. Bases 17 to 1192 code for a protein of 391 amino acids.
CACAGUGGAGAUAUUCAUGGCCAGGAGCACCUCGAACCAGUUCAAAGUACUCCAAUCUCAGUUUUGGACGAAGGGGCAGCUCAAGACGUUCUUGUCCCACUUUAAAAUCUUCAUCUACUCUGAUGAGAUGAUGCCCCAGGCGCGUAUCCACCUCGAUCGUCCUUUGCCGGCGCCAUUUGCCUGGGCUUCCGUGGCCGAGCCCAUGAACAUUGACGAUGAUGUGACUUGCGCGACGCUUUCAGAAGACCAUUGCAGCGUGGCAUUUGGCACUGCCUCCGGCAUGGUCCACAUCGUGGCCGUGAACAAGGACUGGCUACACAUGAACAUGGUGCGAAGGGAGAAGCUCUUUACCGCCCACCAGGAGCCGGUCCUGGCCUGCGCUGGAGACCGCCAGCCUCUCACCUCCUCGGCGGACCGCAUGCGGCUGUGGUGCACACGCACCGGGUUUUGUCAGAAGGUGUUUGCGCACCACGGGGCCAUGAGUGUGGCGUUCGACCCGAAGGGCUGCUACUUUGCCAGCGCCUCCAACGAUAAUGUGGCGCGCGUGUGGAGAGUGGAUCCCGCAGAGCACUUUGUGAGUUUCUUCGGUCACUUGGCACGAUUGGAGGUGUGCCUUUUCCAUCCGAAUGGAAAGUACCUGGCCACUGGAUCGGCAGACGCCACCGGCAGAAUCUGGGACUGCGAGAAACGCACUCAAAUGCGACUCUUCCGCGGCCACAAGGCCCCCAUCACUGCCAUGGCGUACUCCGUAUGCGGGCGCUACCUGGUCUCUGGUGGCCGAGAUGACCUGAUCAUUGUCUGGGACACAACCACCGAGCGAAUAACCUGCAGCCUGACCCAGCCCAACGCAAAGAUUGCCUCGAUCGAUUUCUCCUACUGCAACAAUCUGCUGGUUGUUUGGAGCCAGGACUGCCAUCUGAGCCCUUGGGAGUUUCAGCUGCUCGUCAAGUGCCCCGAGAAGAAGGUUUCGUCCACCCAAGGCACCAAAGCAAGUGAGCUGGCGCUAAUCAGCACGAUUCAGGCCUGUAAAAAUGGAAUUUUCCUUCAAAGUGGGUUCGUCGGCCGCGAUGCCCUGAUUGUCAUCUGGACGAUGAGUUCUCGGAAGGUAAUAGAGUUAAGCCCGAAAGCAGCCGAGAAGAAGACUGCCCUUGUGAAAGCUCUUGAAACUUUUACGUUGAAUGUUGAGAAAUGAUGAGAUUGAUGCAGAAAUAGCUUCUCGGACCCAGGCGCUGAGGCGAGUCAUCGAUGGAAAGCACCGUCGAGUCCAUGAAUAUACAUUCGAUUCAUUUAUAUAAACGUAAACAUACACAGCCCAAACUUCAAACAUUAAAACUAACCAUUCGGAUCCCACUCAUUGCUUGAGCUGUAAGUUUCC